Brassica rapa (field mustard) is the source of this 434-nucleotide messenger RNA. RefSeq lists its product as uncharacterized. The record is from RefSeq and is a predicted model, not a curated record. NCBI's taxonomy places the organism in Eukaryota, Viridiplantae, Streptophyta, Magnoliopsida, Brassicales, Brassicaceae.
GAAAUCACAAAACACUGUAUUCGAAAUCCAAAAGAAGAUCGUAAAGUGAAAGUGAAGAAAAUAUGAGUUCUACAAGCAAAGCCUGGACGGUGGCAGUUAGCAUCGGAGUAGUAGAGACGUUGAAAGACCAGUUAGGUCUUUGUCGGUGGAACUACAUGUUCCGGUCGGUGAAUCAGCAUCUUCGGAACAAUGUCAGAACUGUUUCUCAGGGGAAAAGGUUCUCGUCUUCUGUUGCCGCCGCUAACUCGUCUGGUGAGAGUGAAAAGGCAAAGAAGUGUGAAGAAUCGCUUAGAACGGUUAUGUAUUUGAGCUGUUGGGGUCCUAAUUGAUUAGGACUUUAGUUUAUAAUGUAUAGUUUUGUAAUUUCUAAGAUGACUUGGAGAAAUGGAGUUUUAAUAUAAUUUUUGGUUCGAAAAAGAAAAAUGUCAAUGAAA